This is a messenger RNA of Paramecium sonneborni, 824 nucleotides long. The record is from the annotation of a GenBank genome assembly. NCBI's taxonomy places the organism in Eukaryota, Ciliophora, Oligohymenophorea, Peniculida, Parameciidae.
CAAAUAAUGAGUUCGAAAAGAAGAGUUGGAAUAGCCCAUUUCCUCCUCAGAACCUUUGAAAUGCUGGAAGUAUAAAAAUAAAUUUAUAGAAUUUCUACAGACACCAAAGCUAAAACAUUUGAUAGAGUGGUCGCCCUGUGGUGAGUUGUUUUAUAUAAAAAACUCUAAAGAAUUUGCUCACAAAGUAUAGUUGAUAUUCAAAUUUAUUUUUUAGGUGCUUCCAUAAUAUUUCAGACAUAGGAACUUUUAAUCUUUCCUUAGACAAUUAAAUAUGUAUAACUUUGUUAAGAAACGGUUGAAGAAUGGAUGGAAUCAAUUUUAACAUAAGUACUUUAAAAGAGAAGCCAAGUAUAUUAUUUAAGAUUAUUUUCAAUCUUUUUAGAAAUCUACUUAUACAUGUCCAUCGGAGAAGUAAUGGUUAAUGUUCCGAUGAAGAAGAACAAACAGGUAUUUUUAUAUCUUUAUAUUUAGACCAACAAGAUUCCAUCAAAAAACAAUAAGAAUCAUUACAAUAAAUCAAAUAUCUCUAAAAUGAUAUUGUUCUUACAUCAAGCUUCCUUUUUCAAUAAUCAGUUAUUCUAUAAGGCAACUUCUAACGUCUUAAGAAUGUAUUAUCUAUAUGUUUAAAUUAGAAAUUAUUGUAUCAGUAUAUUGAGGAACAGAAAUAAGAAAAAUUCCUCUUUAGCACUUUUUCUCUCUUAAAUAAAUCAUUAAACGAUUCCCCCAAGUUAACUUAAACCAUACUAACACAGAACCGAAAAGAAACAGAUCAGGAACCAUAAUUAUUUGUACUCUCUUGAUAAGCAAGAUUUUUUAUUCCAUCC